AUGCGGGAGUUCUACGGCUGCUACCUGCUGUCCUCGUUGAACCCCCGCGCUCGCGGGAGGACGUACAUCGGCUUCACGGUCAACCCCCAGCGGCGACUGAGGCAGCACAACGGAGAAAUUGCUGCUGGUGCACAUACCACCAAAAGAUGCAGGCCUUGGGAGAUGGUACUUGUCAUCUAUGGUUUUCUGACACAGACACAAGCACUGCAGUUUGAGUGGGCAUGGCAGCACCCCACCAAAUCCAAAGCUGUCAGGGCAGCUGCCGAGAAGCUGGGAACAAAGGGAAUGAAGGGGCUGAAAGGAAAGGUCAAUGUACUGCACGAGAUGCUGCACACCUCCCCAUGGUGUUACUUCCCCUUAAGCCUGCAGCUUCUGUCGUCAAAGUGGAACCCUCUCAGACAAGGAUGUCGCCCACCACCAGGACACAUGCCUGUGAAUGUUGCCCCUUUGCCCUAUCUGCCCGAAUCUGUGGCGGAUGACGACCUUGAAAGCGACACAAAGGAAAGUGAAGCACUGGGCGACGGCGACAACAGUGAGCAAGAUAUGCGCAAUUGUUCCAUGACGAACCCAAGUGACUCUGACAGCAGCAACUCUGGCUUGGACAAUGCAGCAGAAAUCUGCAAGGAUGAAGUCAGAGGCAAAAGGCAAGCCACGAGGGUGUGCGCCGCUUGUGGAAAGAAGCUCGACAGGACCUGGAUGGUUUGUGGCUGUGAACAGGCUUCACACAUCGACUGCCUGGCAGAGCGUUUCAUGCAAGAGAGCACUUCAGAGUCAGCCCUUCCAGUCAAGGGUAGUUGCCCUGCUUGUCAGCGCCCGCACACAUGGGUAGAGGUGCUGCGGCGUUCUGAGUCCACGGGAUGGCAAAAGAAGCGGCCCCAGCGACGUCAAAGGAGAGGGCGAGGGGCUGCACGGCAAGCAAAGGAAAACAGCAGGGUUCAAGUCGAAAACUGCCUGGAGGUGGGGAAGGAUGCUCAGCGUCCUCGUGGACUCGCGCAAAGAGGAAAACAAAGAAGAGGGCGAGGAUGUGCUGAUCAGUGUGCAGCAAUGCAGCAUAGGGGACAAGCUGAACAAUACAUUGAGAAUUGGCAGGAUGAUGGCACCGGUAAGGGAGAUCACAUGAGGAACUGUUCACCUCACAGGGCUUGUGGUUCUACUGAUCCUCCUGUGAAGGGGAUGUCCUCACCAAUGGCAUCUGAUAAUUUGGAAGGGCGCCGCAGUGAGUGCAAAUCUCCAGGGUUAGCUGUGAAGCAGCAGAGUUUGGGCUGGGACAGCCUGCCAUUUUCUGAACGAAUCAGACGCAGGCUGCUGAUGGACACUGACAGAAAUGGAUCACAACAGUUCCAGGCGAACAACACUUCUGGGCAGCCCACUCACAGUACCACAGGAGACUGGCGUAUUGAAUUCGAUCAGGACAAGAGGCAUUCAGGAAUGAGCAACGUGCUGCAGGACGUUUGUGAGAUGCAUGGUGUGGAUGGUGAUGAGGCUUCAAUUCACAUGAAUUCCACUGAUUUUAAUGAUCUGAGGGGGGCCAGUUGCAGUACGAAAAUGCAGGAUUCUGGCAGUGAUGCUCAUGUGGCCCCAGCUGAUGAGCGCAGCCCUCUUCUGUGCACAACGCCUUGUUGGAAUCCUCAUCGUUCUGGGCGAGCUGAUGAGCCAGGGACAAGUGGCUUCAUUGACUUACUGACUCCUGAGCCAUUGAUCGACAAAUUGGAGUCCCUGUCCAUAAGCAAGCCUGGCCUACCAUGGCAUCCUGCAGCAGAUGAAGAAACAACAGUUCGCCACAAGGAAGCCACCCUAUGCAUUCGCACCCCUUGUGACGGAAGUGCAGAGGCUGGUCUGAUGAGCUCAUGGCGAGCAGACGGCUGCCUUCGAGAUCAAGAUGGUGCUUCCACUGCACAAGUCAAGCAUGGCAGGGAUCUCCUUGCUGGCAUCUACCCAAAGAAACGGGACAGGGAACUCCGCAAUUGCAAUGCCUUGGCCACAGAAUCCUUGGGUGACAGCAGCGCAAGCAAAGGUGGUAAGCAAGGCCCACAGGGAUGCAACAAAGCAAUAGAAGGUCGGCUGGGAUCUACCACAUGGUCUGCCGAUCUUCAGUCACCCUUACCAUUGAGGAGGAGGCUGUGCGAUGAGCUGGUGAUCGAGGGAGGGCAGAUUGAUUUUGAAGACGUCAUUGUUGUGGAGUGA
Molecule: messenger RNA, 2184 nt
Organism: Ostreobium quekettii
Lineage: Eukaryota; Viridiplantae; Chlorophyta; Ulvophyceae; Bryopsidales; Ostreobiaceae
Source: the annotation of a GenBank genome assembly